This is a messenger RNA of Rana temporaria (common frog), 2404 nucleotides long. RefSeq names its product forkhead box J2 (gene FOXJ2). The transcript is spliced from 11 exons. Bases 161 to 1666 code for a protein of 501 amino acids. NCBI's taxonomy places the organism in Eukaryota, Metazoa, Chordata, Amphibia, Anura, Ranidae. The record is from RefSeq and is a predicted model, not a curated record. Gene Ontology annotation, molecular function: RNA polymerase II cis-regulatory region sequence-specific DNA binding; DNA-binding transcription factor activity, RNA polymerase II-specific. Gene Ontology annotation, biological process: regulation of transcription by RNA polymerase II. Gene Ontology annotation, cellular component: nucleus.
AGCAGGAAGUAGUCUCCUCUCCUCUCUGUCUGUCUGGCUCCCCCACCCCCCCCUUCUCCAGAAAUCUUCCUCCCCCUCCCCCUCCUGAUCGGUGGUCGGGGGUGACCGGGGACAGUCGGUGCUGUAGAUCCCGGGCGGAGCGGCCAGUGCGGGCCGCAAGAUGGCGUCAGACCUGGGCAGUAGCCUGACCUCCAUAGACUGGCUCCCGCAGCUGACCAUCCAGGCCGCCAUGAAGGGCUCCCAGCAAGGCACCGGGGGGCGCAAAGGACCCGGCUCCCCCACCGACUCCAACGCCAUGCUGACCAAGGAGGAGGCAGCCGCCCACCGCGAUGGAAAACCGCCUUAUAGCUACGCCAAUCUUAUCCAGUACGCCAUAAACUCCGCCCCCGCCAGGCGCAUGACCCUCAGCGAGAUCUACCGCUGGAUCUGUGAUAACUUCCCGUAUUACCGCAACGCCGGGGUGGGAUGGAAGAACUCGAUCCGCCACAACCUGUCUCUGAACAAGUGUUUCCGGAAAGUGCCGCGGCCCCGGGAUGACCCGGGAAAGGGAUCCUAUUGGAUGAUUGACAGCUGCCCGAAAGAAGACGUAGCCCUGCCCCGGAGGAAGAGGCCACACCCCGAUGAUGAGCUCUCCCAGGAUUCCACCGAACAGGAAGUGAAUAAGAGCCCCCUGAGUACCACCAGCGAUGUGUCCGUCACCACGGAGACCGCACAGGGGGGGCACCACAUGGAGAACAAUUCCCCCCUCCCCAGCUACAGCCAGGCUGCCCCGGCUCACAUGCCCCCCGACUCCAGGGCCCCGUCCUACAACAACAACGACUGCUACAAAUUCUCCUUCUCGGAAAUCCCCGACCUCAGCUGCUCCUUCCGCAGCCUGUACCGUACAUUGCAGGGACUCUCUCCUCUCCCCACCGAUGUACAACAACCACCUCCCCCACCUUCCUCCAGCUGCUGCAUGUACCAGCAGAAUUCGGGGGAGUCGUCCACCUCGCUGCACCCCCACAAUGUCCCCAGCAUCAGCAACCCCUCGUCUUCUCACCAUCAAGCCCAACAGCAGCAGCAGCCGCCGCCUUCUUACCUUCCCCCCCAGCAGAUGUCCCGGCCAGCUGCCCCCGGCAUGCCUCUGGGUCUCCCCAGCGACUGGCCUUCCAACAUCGACUCUCUAAAGGAGAGCUUCAAGAUCGUCAGCAACCUGGACUGGUCCACCGUAGACCUGUCCCAAUUCUCAGACCUCAUGGAGAGCCUGCGCCAGGCCGAGCUAAAGAACUGGAGCUUAGACCAGCACCACAUCGCCAGCCUGUGCGACUCCUUAUCCCAUCUGCUAAGCCACACCGGUCUCCUGCCGCCCGCACAUGGCCAGACCUCAUCCUGCCAAUCUCCCUGCAUGCCCCCCACCACCAGCAGUUCCUGUGCACUUCAGGGAGCCAAGCCCGGGCACACCAUGGCAGUGGCCACCUACGGGCAAAACCAGCCAACGCCAGUGUCUUGCGGUCAUAAUUUCACCGCACCCCCUGGAUAUCCUAUUCACACCCAAGCACCACCGCCAACAUACAGCCAGCAAGGUCGCCACCCCCAGCGAACUCUGUACCCGCCACCCCGUCCGACAAUGCGCCAUCCGCACACUGACGAAAUCGAAGAUACCUUUGACUGGGACUCUAUCGCUUAGAACCUCCGCCCCGCCCCCGCUUACCCAGGAGGGGUACUGCAAGCCCUCCACCUGUAUAGACAUAUAUAUAUAAUUCUAUAAAUAAAUAUAUAUGAUUAUAUAUCUUUGCCCGACAAUCAGGGACAAAAUGCCCCUCUCUAUGGUCGAGGAGGGAAGAAUGAAUGAAGAGAAGCACCCCCCUACCCCCCUUCCCCCCCUCCCAUGCACAGUCAUUUCAACCUCUCCCACUGUGAUGUCCGUGUGGACAGCGAUCUCUGUGCCACAAGAAAAACGGGGCCUCCCCCUCAGUGCCAAGAACUGUGGCGUUUACGGUGGGCGAGGUGCUCCCGGGGGGAGGGUGAGGAAGGUCUGGACAAAUUAUUUAUAAAGCAUACACCUUAUUGCACAGCACAAAGUGUUAUUGGAUGAGAACAGCCACCUUGGUUGGAGAUCGCUCAGCGGCUCCCCCACCAGCUUCUGAAUGGACCUGCAGAUCCCAGGAACAGCACUUAACCAGACCAGCUGGAUUGUCCGUCGUCUUUUCACCCUUUUUUUUUUUUUUUUUCGUUUUUUUUUUUUGUUGUUGUUGGGUUUCACCGUUGGAUGUCUCUUUGGCGUACCGAUCCGAUCGGCCGUUACCGAUCUUGUUGUGAAAUAAUACAUUAUUGUUACUAUCUGGCACUUGUAUUGGCAAAGCUAUUACAUAAAUGCUCUCUUGUUAUAUCCCAUAAACUCCAACAAACUUGAUGGUGUAAAGUU